AUGAAAAUCAUAUGUUGGAACUGUCGUGGGGUUGGAAACCCUGCGACGGUUUGUGACUUAAAGCAACUUCUUGUUGUGAAUCAUCCGGAUAUUGUUUUCCUUUGUGAGACUAAAAUUAGUGCUAAUAGGUUUUCUUCUGUACGCAGGAAAUGUAGAAUGGAGGGAGGUUUGGCGGUCAACACUGAAGGCAAAAGUGGUGGCUUGGCUUUGAUGUGGAAAGAUAGUAAUAUGGUGGAAAUUCAAACUUACUCCAGCAACCACAUUGAUUCAAAGGUUUAUACUGAGAGUGGCGAGCAGAUUCGGUUUAUGGGAUAUUAUGGCAAUUCUGAACCUAGCAAACGUCAAAGCUCUUGGAACAUGCUUCGAAGGGUUGGGAAGGAUGUUAAGGAAAAAUGGAUUAUUGGUGGUGAUUUCAACGCUAUCCUUGAGAAUGCGGAAAAAGAAAGAGGGAGGAGAAAACCAAAGGCUCUUAUGGAAGAUUUUCGCAAGAUAAUCGAUGAAUUCUCAAUGUUGGAUUUAAAGACGGACAAUGGGUGGUUCACCUGGGUUAACAAUAGGGAGGGGACAGCAAUGGUUAAAGAGAGACUUGACCGCUUCUUGAUGUCUGCCAAUGAUGUUAAUAGUUUCCCUUUUAUGGGAACCAAAGUGAUUAGGCAGUCUAGCUCUGAUGAUGACGCGAUCCUUUUUGACACCGAAGGGAGAAAGCCGAGAGAUAAUUUUAGGGACCCAAGAUUGAGUUUCAAAUAUGAAGCUUGCUGGCAAAGAACAAGAUAG
Messenger RNA from Gossypium raimondii (Peruvian cotton), 774 nucleotides. RefSeq lists its product as uncharacterized. NCBI's taxonomy places the organism in Eukaryota, Viridiplantae, Streptophyta, Magnoliopsida, Malvales, Malvaceae. The transcript has a single exon. The record is from RefSeq and is a predicted model, not a curated record. Gene Ontology annotation, molecular function: catalytic activity. Bases 1 to 774 code for a protein of 257 amino acids.